Messenger RNA from Cyclopterus lumpus (lumpfish), 3147 nucleotides. It is a transcript of the gene kcnh5b, whose product is annotated as potassium voltage-gated channel, subfamily H (eag-related), member 5b. Bases 1 to 3147 code for a protein of 1048 amino acids. Lineage: Eukaryota; Metazoa; Chordata; Actinopteri; Perciformes; Cyclopteridae. The record is from RefSeq and is a predicted model, not a curated record. Gene Ontology annotation, biological process: regulation of membrane potential; potassium ion transmembrane transport. Gene Ontology annotation, cellular component: membrane. Gene Ontology annotation, molecular function: voltage-gated potassium channel activity. The transcript is spliced from 13 exons.
AUGCCCGGGGGAAAGAGGGGGCUCGUGGCACCGCAGAACACUUUCCUGGAGAACAUCGUCCGGCGGUCGAGUGAAACCAGCUUCCUCCUGGGAAACGCCCAGAUCGUGGAGUGGCCCGUAGUUUACAGCAAUGACGGCUUCUGCAAGCUGUCUGGCUUCCACAGGGCUGAGGUCAUGCAGAAGAGCAGCACAUGCAGUUUCAUGUACGGAGAGCUGACGGACAAGAAGAGCAUCGACAACGUCAGACAGACGUUCGACAACUACGAGUCCGACUGCUUCGAGAUCCUGCUCUACCGAAAGAACAGAAGCCCCGUGUGGUUCUACAUGCAAGUGGCUCCCAUCAGGAACGAGAACGACAAGGUGGUUCUGUUCCUCUGCACGUUUAAGGACAUCACUCUCUUCAAGCAGCCCAUCGAAGACGAAACCACCAAAGGAUGGACCAAGUUUGCGCGGCUGACACGGGCGCUCACCAACAACCGCAACACGCUGCCGAAGCUGGCUCCCAUAGACAAGCCUGAAGUCAGCCACAAGCCCUCCAGACUGGCAGAGGUUUUGCAGCUGAACUCCGACAUCCUCCCGCAGUACAAGCAGGAGGCCCCCAAGACGCCCCCCCACAUCAUCCUGCACUACUGCACCUUCAAGACCACCUGGGACUGGGUCAUCCUCAUCCUCACCUUCUACACGGCCAUCAUGGUGCCCUACAACGUCUCCUUCAAGACCAAGCAGAACAACAUCGUGUGGCUGGUGCUGGACAGCGUGGUGGACGUCAUCUUCCUGGUGGACAUCGUCCUCAACUUCCACACCACCUUCGUGGGGCCCGGCGGCGAGGUCAUCUCCGACCCCAAGCUCAUCCGCAUGAACUACCUGAAGACCUGGUUCGUCAUCGACCUGCUGUCCUGCCUGCCGUACGACAUCAUCAACGCCUUCGAGAACGUCGACGAGGGCAUGAGCAGCCUGUUCAGCUCCCUGAAGGUGGUCCGCCUGCUGCGUCUGGGCCGGGUCGCCCGCAAACUGGACCACUACCUGGAGUACGGCGCCGCCGUCCUGGUGCUGCUGGUCUGCGUGUUCGGCCUGGUGGCCCACUGGCUCGCCUGCAUCUGGUACAGCAUCGGGGACUACGAGGUCAUCGACGAGGCCACCAACACCAUCAAGGUGGACAGCUGGCUCUACCAGCUGGCCCUCAGCAUCGGGUCGCCGUACCGCUACAACGCCAGCGGCGACGGCCGGUGGGAGGGCGGCCCCGGCAAGGACUCGCUGUACAUCACCUCGCUGUACUUCACCAUGACCAGCCUGACCACCAUCGGCUUCGGCAACAUCGCCCCCACCAGCGACGGGGAGAAGAUCUUCUCCGUGGCCAUGAUGAUGGUGGGAUCUCUGCUCUACGCCACCAUCUUUGGAAACGUGACCACCAUCUUCCAGCAGAUGUACGCCAACACCAACCGCUACCACGAGAUGCUCAACAACGUGCGUGACUUCCUGAAGCUCUACCAGGUCCCCACGGGGCUCAGCGAGCGCGUGAUGGACUACAUCGUGUCCACCUGGUCCAUGUCCAAAGGCAUCGACACGGAGAAGGUCUUGUCCAUCUGUCCCAAGGACAUGCGCGCCGACAUCUGUGUGCACCUCAACAGGAAGGUGUUCAACGAACAUCCCGCGUUCCGAUUGGCCAGCGACGGCUGCCUGCGCUCGCUGGCGGUGGAGUUCCAGACCACCCACUGCGCCCCCGGAGACCUCAUCUUCCACGCCGGCGAGAGCGUCGACACCCUGUGCUUCGUGGUGUCGGGGUCGUUGGAGGUCAUCCAGGACGACGAGGUCAUCGCCAUCUUGGGUAAAGGCGACGUGUUCGGCGACGUCUUCUGGAAGGAGACCACGCUGGCCCACGCCUGCGCCAACGUCCGGGCGCUGACCUACUGCGACCUCCACGUCAUCAAGAGGGAGGCCUUGCUCAAGGUGCUGGAGUUUUACACCGCCUUCGCCAACUCCUUCUCCCGCAACCUCAUCCUCACCUGCAACCUGCGCAAGCGGAUCAUUUUCCGCAAGAUCAGCGAGGUGAAGAAGGAGGAAGAGGAGCGUCAGCGGGCGAAGAACGAGGUGCAGCUCACCAUCCCGCAGGACCACCCGGUCCGCAAGCUCUUCCAGAAGUUCAAGCAGCAGAAGGAGCUCCGCAACCAGGGAGCCGCGGCCGCCUCGCAGCCGGACCUGGAGAAGAACCAGCUGCAGGUGGAGCACCACCACCACCUCCAGCAGCAGCACCACCAGCAGCAGCACCUGCACCCCAACAGCCUGCAGCUGGGCCACUCCAGCCUGCAGCACUCCCUCCCGCUCAGCCUGCAGCGCCCCCCGUCCUCCAUGCAGAACGGAGCUCCGCCCAGCAGCAGCGUGCUGACCGUGUCUCAGGUGACGCCCAUGCAAAGCUCGCUGGCGUACAGCCCCCCCGGCGAGCCCCCCGCCAAGCCCAACAACUGCAACGUCAUGGAGCUGCAGCCCAGCGAGCAGACCGUCAGGGUCAGAAUCAGCCCCGGCCCCGUGGCGGCGAGGCCGGCGGUGAAAGCCAGCAGCUGGAUGCGCCUGAAGAGCAACAUGGCUCCGGCGGAGGCCGGGAAGGAGGGGCUUAACAACAGCGUCAAGGCCGUCUCCGUGGAGAUGCUCUCCCAGGAGGGCAAAGGUCAGGACGCGGGAGGGGGCCGCGGGGACGCGGAGGCGUCCAGCAACAACCCCCUCCGCAAGACGGACUCCUGCGACAGCGGCAUCACCAAGAGCGAGCUGCGGAUCGACCGGGCCGGGGAGGCGCGGACCCCCGCCGCCGUCACCCCGCUCCUCCACAGCCCCCUCCCCGGAGGAGCGGGGCCCCCCCACCCUUUCUGCCCCGGGGCGGAGCAGACCCUGCAGGCCGCCCUGCACGAGACCCGGCUGGAGCUCCGGGGGGACAUCCGGACUCUGGGCGGCCGCAUGGGCGCCCUGGAGGGCCAGGUGGCGGAAAUCAUCAAGCUGCUCUCGGACAAGAAGCGUCCAUCUUUGGGGGCGCCGACGCCACCGACGCUGGCCUCCGCCACCGCCACCGCCACGCCCAAGACCAAAAUACGACGUCAGGACAUUUUCACCGUUUCUAGGCCUGUUUCUUCCGACUCGGAGAAGGACGACGGGCUCUGA